Messenger RNA from Ostrinia nubilalis (European corn borer), 1338 nucleotides. RefSeq lists its product as uncharacterized. NCBI's taxonomy places the organism in Eukaryota, Metazoa, Arthropoda, Insecta, Lepidoptera, Crambidae. The coding region runs from base 68 to 964 and encodes 298 amino acids. The record is from RefSeq and is a predicted model, not a curated record. Gene Ontology annotation, molecular function: DNA binding. The transcript has 2 exons.
UUUUGCGCCGCCGCCGGCGCGGUCUAGUCUCGAGCGGCACGUCGCGCGUCACGCCACGGCCAGCGUCAUGGAGCAACCGCAAAACAAAACCACCGUAGAAGCGCUCAUCAACGCUAUAAAAGAACGACCUGUACUAUGGUCGCCAGAUGACCCCUUAUUUAAAGUCAAAAAGGUCGUCAACAAGACAUGGGACGAAAUACAGGAACUGUUGCCGCAGUAUGAAGUUGAAGAUUUGCGACGAAAAUGGAAAAACUUGAAAGAUUCCUACAGAAAAGAAUUUAAAAAGUCUUGCAAAAUAACAUCUUCUUUUGACGGCACAGAAUGGUAUGAAUCACCGUGGCAAUAUUAUAAUUCGAUGUCAUUUAUGCGAAACAUACUGCUGAAAUCGCCAGAACAGAAACCACUCCUGCUAGAAAAUGUUCCAGAUGCUCCACAGUUUCCCGCGGACCAGAAUCCUGUGGAACGGAACUGCGUGGAACAAAAGCCCGUGAAACAGAAACCAGUGGAUCAAAAACCAUUGGAACGGAAACCCGUGGAACAUAAACCCGCGACACGGAAACGCGCGGCACCGAAACCCGCGGAACCGAAACCCGCGGAAUCUGAAGAGGUAUCUAGUGACAGCAGCAGUAGCAGCAGCAGCAAAGAAAGCACGCAUGUUAUUAAAAAGAGGAAUGUAGCGCCAUAUAAUAAAAUGGGUAAAAUUAGAGCAGAGUACUUGGAGAUUGAAAAGAGAAAACUUAAAAUGCUGGAAGAUGAAAUAAAAAGAAGUCAAAAUAAUGAAGGAGCUGCAAAAUCCGAAGAUUACCACUUUUUAAUGAGCUUGAUGCCUCAAAUGGAAAAAUUAGAACCUGUCCAGAAACUCAGAGUUCGCAAUAAAAUUAACAAAAUUUUUAUAGAAGAAUUAUUGUCUACUCAUAUGGAUCUGGACGAAGAUGAUAGCGUCAAGAGCGAGCCCAUUUCUUAGAUUAAGUAGUUAUAAAGAUUUUUGAUAAUCAUCAUCAUCAUCAUCUCAGCCAUAGGACGUCCACUGCUGAACAUAGGCCUCCCCCAAUGCUUUCCAUGUUACCCGGUUGGUAGCGGCCUGCGUCCAGCGCUUUCCUGCUACCUUUAUGAUGUCGUCGGUCCACGUGGUGGGGUGGACGUCCCACGCUGCGUUUAUAAUUAAUUCAUGAUAAUAACAGACUAAAAAUGUAUAAUCAUUCCAUGUCUUCUUUUUUACCCGACUGCGCGACGUAAAGGAGUGGUAAUUUGUUUGUUUAUUGUUUGUCCAUUGAUGAUUGUAAAAUGAAAAUUAAAAUAAUUGUUUCUUUUUUAAUAAACCAAAAAUAUAAAUCAAAA